UCUGUCGGUCUGGGUUUUACCCAUCAAAUCUUCAUCACAUUCGGUCAUAUAUCAUCACUGUUUUCCAUCACUACCGCCUCUGUCAUCGCCUGUUUUUCGAUCCAGGAUAAUUAUCCGCCUCUUUACCGUAGAGUGGUCCACUAUCUGUGUUUCAGCAGCAGAAAUGGACAACAGCUCAACGACUUGUCCGUUUGACACACAGGGCUACAGUUCAGCAUUUAAGCGGAAACGGACAGUGGAAGAUUUCAACAAGUUCUGCACUUUUGUGCUUGCAUAUGCCGGUUAUAUUCCUUACCCACAGGAGGAGGCGCACUUGAGGAACAGCUGUAGUCCUCCUAACAGCACCGGCAGCACUGCAGACAGCGACGGAUGGGAGAACCAGAGGCUGGGCUGCGGCCUCUCAUCUCCGGACGAGCCCCCGCCGAAAAACCGCAAGAGCUUCGCUGGAUUCAAAAGACCCACGAGCGAGGAUUCAGAGCCUCAGAAGCGUCCGAAAUCAGCAGGUCUUCUGCUGGAGGGUCGAACGAAAGCCGACAAGGUGAAAAAGAAGAAGAAGCUGAGAAAGUGUAAGAAUGAGGAAUUGAGAUCUUUACUCCCAUUUACUUCUACCAGUUUCGAAGGGGAGAUAUCCAAUUAUGGAUGUACCAUCAAAGAAGAACCGGAAGAUUACCUUAGCAUCCCCGUACCCACCGCCGACAUGUAUAGAGACCAGUCAACACACACUGGGACAUGUUCAAAACCUGCCUCGGGUUCACAGGCCACCGCAAUAUGCAAAGAGGAGCCUGAUGUGGGACGUCCUUGCUGGAACAGUUCUAAAAGCUCAAGUCCAAAGUGGGAGGAUGUCGAGAAGCCCUUACAAACUCAAGAAGAGGCAGUAGUCUUGAAGGUAGAAGGUUUUCCUGGUAAAAGGACUGUGGUCCGUCAGGGGAAACAGGUGGUGUUUCGAGAUGAGGAUGGAUCGGGGGAUGAUGAGGACAUCAUGGUGGAUUCAGAUGAUGACUCCUGGGACCUAGUGACAUGUUUCUGCAUGAAGCCAUUCGCCGGGCGGGCAAUGAUCGAAUGCAACCAGUGCAACACCUGGAUCCACCUCUCAUGUGCCAAAAUCCGCAAGUCCAACGUCCCCGAGACGUACAUCUGCCAGAGAUGCAAAGACUCAAAGUUUGACAUUCGCCGCUCCAAUCGCUCAAGAGUGGGCUCUCGAAAACACCUUCUGGACUGAUGCCGCUCUUCUCGUUCUGCUCAUCCACAUGUAAAGAGAAACUCGUAGAAAAGUCUUCUUGAAAACGAGACUCAACAAGUUCAGAAGUGGAAGGGAUCAGUGACCUGCUUGCUUCACCUGUUUUUGUUUGUGUUUUUAAUAUUUCUCACUUUCCUAAAUGUUUGCGUCAGGGACUCAAUACUAGGAUGAUGCAUUAACUGGAGCAGAUUUCUGCCGGACAGACAGACAGUUGCAGUUGUGAUGGUACACAGCUGAAGUUGUGCUGGAAAGAAGGGACUGAGGUGUCGGAUUGCACUUUUUUAAGAACAAAGGGGUAGCUAGAGAUUUCCCUUUGUACCCAUAGCUUUCAAAAGUAUGUUUUUUUUGUCAAAGUAUGUAUAUUAUAUGAAAUAUCCAUAAUAUAUUAGUGUUCAAGGUGUUUAGACUCAUCAUUUUGUGUGGAUCUUUUCCGAGACCUCCACAUGUGUAUGAGCGAAAGAGUUCUGUUUGUUGGAUAAAGUCACUGAUGAUUUGGAGUGAAACAUCAGAAAUGGUUCUUGCUACAUUGUGGUACAGUAUUUCUUGAUUUUUAUUUUUUACUUUUGGCAACAAACUUGUGAUUAGAGACUAUAUGCGUCAUUUCUAUUUCUUGAUUUAUAAAUCCUGAUCAUUUGUGCAUUUUCUGGCAUUCAUUUUUUGCAUGUAAUGUUUUACUAAAAAGGUUGAUCUUUUUGUCAUUUUGUUUUUCUCCAAGAUGAUGUUUAAUAUCUUAAUUAUGAUCAUUACGUGAGUCAUUACAGGUUAGGGAAGGGAUGGAUAUUCUUACUGGGUGAAUCUCACAAAAACACAUCCAGGUCACAUUUCACCCCAUGAGUAUUUGUAUGUUCUCUGGUGAUUCUAUUUAUAUUGUAAUUUCUGAAAGAAAGAAUUUAGCUUAUAGUUUUCUCGUGAAAAUAGUAAUAAUGCACAUUUUGUGGAUAAAUAUCACUUGGGCAUGUUCUUGUCAGGUUUUGUGAGAUUCUAUGUACUGCCAAAGGGAAGAAUAUUGUUGCCUGCAUAUGCUGAAAUGCCAAGGUUUACUUAGUAGUAGUCAUAUUUGCAUUCAAAACACUGAAGUGUUAUUAUCUGGUCCACAGAUCUUGGCUUUUCAGCACUUGCUGGCGGAGCUUGCAUUCAGAGAAAUCAUUCAUAAGGGUUUAAUUCUUGUUAACCACUGGGACCGGUUUAACCUGGAUGAUAAUCAGUUAGUCUGUUUUCAUGUUCAUAGGCAUGCUAAGAUACAAAAAAUGUGUGAUUGGUCCACUCCCAUCACAAAAAGCAUAGGUUUGUUUCUUAAAGACAUUUUUUUUAUAUACAAGUCUUCUACAAGUAGGUUUUCAUCUUCAGAGUGAACUGUUCUUUUAGAUGAGACAAACACUGCAGUUAAUUUAAUAUGAAUAUUUUGUUAUGUUAGCUGUCUGCAUACUUGAGCAUAAAUCCCUUUUUUUUAGAUUAAGCCAUAAAAAUGUGGUCCAUAUUUCCAAAGUAAAUCCAUUUUGUCUAUGAUGUUUUCUAAACAUAUAUGCACACACACACACACAUAUAGGAGACCAAUAUUGCCGAUAGUUCAUAAAAAUAUCAGAUAAUUUUUGAUACUGGCCUGGUCCUUUUUUAUGAUGAGUCAGUGGACAGUCUCCACAGUGAGUUUUUUUUUUUUUUUUUUUUUAAUGCACAUUAAAACUGGAUAUCCUUUAAAUUCUUACAUUGGAACAUUUUGUCUUCCUCUCAGAUGAGUUUGGGAAGGUGUUAAUUUGUUGGCCUUGAAUGAACAAGCUAGCUUUUCAUUGUUUUGUGGGAAAAAAGUGUAACUUGUAAAUUGAAUAGCUUAUAUUGAUGCUUUCUUCUUUUUAUCAUUUAACAUUUAUGAUGGGAUCAUGUAUGAUGGUUCUGUACAUUUUGUUUUGUACAAUCAAUGUGUUUAUGUAGUAUGGCUGAUAUUUCAGGAAUGACUGUGUGCAAGAAGAACUGCCAAAGUUUGAGCUUGCACUGUUCCAGUCAGUCCAAUGAAAGAGAGAUGUUUCUGUGAAACUUUGUAAAUAAAGAGUUGAUUUUAUUGACAA
Molecule: messenger RNA, 3297 nt
Organism: Carassius gibelio (silver crucian carp)
Lineage: Eukaryota; Metazoa; Chordata; Actinopteri; Cypriniformes; Cyprinidae
Product: PHD finger protein 13
Exons: 5
Coding region: 164-1219 (351 amino acids)
Biological process (GO): mitotic chromosome condensation
Molecular function (GO): chromatin binding
Source: RefSeq, a predicted model, not a curated record